AUGGACUUCAUCCACAAGCUCAAGCACGGCGACGAGGAAGAGGAGAAGAAGCCUCACUCUGAAAACCACGAGCGUGAAGAGCGAGAGAGCCACGACUCUCACGAUGCCGCCAAGCACCACCCCGCCGCUGAGCACGAAGAGAAGAAGGAGGGCGGCUUCUUGAGCAAGCUCACCGGUCACGGCAACGACGCCAAGCACGAGUCCCCCGAGGCCGAGAACCGCCGCUACAAAGAGGAAGAAAAGGAAGAAAAGGCCAGCUUCUUCGACAAGCUGACUGGCAAGGAUGAGGACAGGAAGCGCGAGGCCGAACUUCGUCGCAGAGAGGAAGAGGCGCGCCUCGAACUCGAGAGGAUAGAGCGGGAGAGGCGGGAGAACGAGAGCUUUCUUGACAAGCUUAAGCACAAGGGCCAUGACGACGACGAGUCCAAGGAGCGUCGUCCGAGCAACUCUCACGGCGAGGAGAAGCGUAGCUUCCUCGACAAGCUGACCGGUAAGGAGGACGAGGAGAGGGGAUCAAGGAGCCGCGGCCACAGCAGAUCUGGGUCGAGAGAUUCCAGGGGCCGUCGUCACAGCAAGUCGGAAGAGGAGGAUAAGCACAACUUCCUCGACAGGUUCACCAGCAAGGAUGACGAGAAAGAAUCGAAGAGCCGUGGCCACAGCAGGUCCCGGUCGAGGGAUUCCAGAGGCCACGGUCAUAGCAAGUCCGGAGAGGAAAAGCCCAGCUUCUUCGACAAGAUCAGCGGCAAGGCUGCCGAGGAGGAGCGCCGCCGGAGAGAGGAAGAGGAGAAGGGCAGCUUUGCAAAGAUGAAGGAUCAUCUCAACGAGAAGAUGGGCGGUGGCCGCAAAGCAGAGGAACAGGAGGACCUGCUCGAUAAGAUCCGUCUCAUCAUUUACCUCUUGCUGAUUAUUGUCAUCGCAGCCAUCGACAAGUUCCAGGAGCACGUCCUCAGGAAGGGAACCCAGAGCAACGAGAGCGCCUGGGAGCAGGCGAAGGACCGUAAGAUUGCCGAUGCUAUCCGCCAUCAAUACAAGAAGAGCACUGGCCACGAGUUCCCUGUUCAUGAGAAGAAAUGA
This is a messenger RNA of Lasiodiplodia theobromae, 1074 nucleotides long. RefSeq lists its product as uncharacterized. The coding region runs from base 1 to 1074 and encodes 357 amino acids. The transcript has 3 exons. The record is from RefSeq and is a predicted model, not a curated record. NCBI's taxonomy places the organism in Eukaryota, Fungi, Ascomycota, Dothideomycetes, Botryosphaeriales, Botryosphaeriaceae.